Messenger RNA from Setaria italica (foxtail millet), 2131 nucleotides. RefSeq names its product putative CCA tRNA nucleotidyltransferase 2. The record is from RefSeq and is a predicted model, not a curated record. Gene Ontology annotation, molecular function: protein binding; RNA binding; ATP:3'-cytidine-cytidine-tRNA adenylyltransferase activity. Bases 30 to 1811 code for a protein of 593 amino acids. Gene Ontology annotation, biological process: tRNA 3'-terminal CCA addition. Lineage: Eukaryota; Viridiplantae; Streptophyta; Magnoliopsida; Poales; Poaceae. The transcript has 15 exons.
UGAAAAGGGGAAGCGAGACCGCCCGCCACAUGCCUCCUCGCCUCCUCCUCCUCCUCCUUCCUCGCGGCGGCCUCCUGCCCCCUCUCCGCCGCCGUUCACCGGCGCUUUCUCCUCUUCUCCGGAGAAUCCCCUUGACUAAGCACCCCGGCGCCUUCUUCCUCUCCCCCGUACGCGCCUUCUCCGGGCACUCCGGCAUGGCGGCGGGUUCGCCGGAGCAGCUGCAGCGGAGCGUGGUGGUGAGGGAGACCGUGGAGCUCACGGAGAAGGAGGAGCAGAUCUUCCGACGGCUUCUCGAGGUCGUCCGCCACUUCGGCCUCGGCACGCAGCUCCGCGUCGCCGGUGGCUGGGUCCGGGACAAGCUACUAGGGAAAGACUCCGCUGACAUUGACAUUGCCCUUGAUAAUAUGACGGGCCAGAAUUUCUGCGAGAAAGUAAAUGAGUACUUAGAGUUGAUAGGGGAGGAGCAGAAAGGAAUUGGUGUUAUCCAGUGCAACCCUGAUCAAUCCAAGCACUUGGAAACUGCUAGGAUGCUUAUACUUGACAUAUGGAUUGAUUUUGUUAACUUGAGAUCUGAAAAGUAUGCUGAAAACAGUCGUAUUCCUACCAUGGAGGUUGGUACUGCCGAAGAAGAUGCAUACCGCAGGGACUUAACGAUUAAUAGCUUGUUCUUUAAUAUCAACAAUAACUCAGUGGAAGAUUUAACUGGAAGAGGUAUUGAGGAUCUCAAAGAGGGCCUUAUUGUUACUCCUUUACCUGCCAAAGCUACCUUCCUUGAUGACCCACUUAGAGUUCUUCGAGCGAUAAGAUUUGCUGCUAGAUUCAACUUUACAUUAGCUGAAGAUUUGAAGGAAGCCGCAUCUGAUGAAAAAGUGAAGUCAGAACUUGGCACAAAGAUUAGCAGAGAACGUAUUGGUCAUGAGAUUGAUCUCAUGAUGUCAGACAAACACCCUGUUAAAGCAAUGUGUGACAUCCGUGAUUUGGGGCUAUUUUACGUUGUCUUUUCUUUCCCGGUGAACUCCAACCCUCCAGUUUUUGACAAAUGUGAUGGGCAGUGUGUUUCGCAUAUUGAAGCAGCUUGGAAUCUUGCAUCUUCUAUUGGCAGCUCUGUGUUCAGCAAUGGUUCUGACACCAAGUUGCAGGAUGAGCAGCGAAGGCUUUGCCUGUAUAGUGCAUUAUUCAUUCCCCUACGAAAUAUGUUCUACUUGGACAAAAGAUCUAAGAAGGUUCCUGUUUGUAGCUAUAUUAUUAAAGAGUCACUAAAGUUGAAAGCUAGCGAUGCUGAAGCGGUUGUCAACAUACAUGCUGCUAGUGAAAAGUUUGCUGAGUUAAUUCUUCUCCUUGAGUCAAAUGAUGAUGUGGGAACUCUCAAAGAGAAGUUGGAAGAUGAAUAUCUUGAGAUACCUACAGACAGUUUGAAGCGUGUUUUUGCAGGACUGAUACUCCGAGAAAUAAAGGACUUUUGGCGGGUGGCACUGCUUAUAUCCAUUCUGUCCAACCCAGAAGCUGGAAAUGCUGCUGACAACCGCAACAAGCAGGAUGAGCUGCAUCUGAGGAAAGAGAAAUACAUCAGAGUUGAGCGUGCCAUAACUGACCUAGAUCUCGAUGGGGUGUGGAAGUUGAAGCCGGUACUUGACGGCAAAUCCAUUAUGGGAGUUUUGCAGGUCAAGUCAGGCGGUCCACUGAUAGGAAAAUGGCAACAACGUGCAUUGAAGUGGCAGCUUGCGCAUCCGAACGGAACCAUGGAUGAGUGCAUCGAGUGGAUGAAGCAGUCACAGCAAUCGAAACGCCAGAAAGUAGAAACGGACGCCUGAUAGUCGAUGGCAUUUUGAGCAUAGGCCGUAGGCAGUAUUCAGAUAGGUAACAAGCUGCAGCUGCGUCACUUUAGCCGCCGCCUGGAUGGAUUUGGCGUCUUCGUAGGAUAACAAGGUGGAUUUUAUGACUAGUUCGCACAAUGAGUUGUCGAUUAUUUUUGUGAAGUCCAUCCUGUGGACCGGGCCGCCCCGGGUGGGCCAUAAUGGUUGGUCAUGCCGGACCAUUUGGCUAUUAGAGGCAAGUUGAGACAUUAUUAGUUUCUGGAAAUAUGCCGUACACAAGGUAAAAAAAAUUGAUAGCAGGUAGAGCUUCUCCAGCA